AUGACCACAACGGCAUCAUCAUCAAGGAAUCAUCAUCCUCCGAAUAACGGUUGCAAUAGUAGUAGUGAGAGAGAGCAAACUCUGAAUGGUAAUCUGGCACCUCCAACGACAAUGACUAGUAACGGAAAACCAUCCUCAUUAUCAUCAUCUUUAUCAUCAUCGGAACAUCAUCAUCAAAUGGUCGUAAAUUCCUACCACAAGGUCAAGGAAUUAUAUGCAAUGAGUGUUUCGAGGUAUAAUCAAGGAAAAUAUUUUCAUGCUCUGGAAAGCUUUCUUGAAUGUAAAAAUCUAGUAGAGUCGGAGUUGGCCUCUCAACAAGAGAAACAAUCUGUGCCGUCGACACAACAAUCAUUGCAUCACCAAGCAAAACAAUCACAAGAACAACAUCAACGACAUGAUAAUUUAGCAGUAUCAUCCGUGACAACAACAACGUUAUCAUCAACGCAGGAAAAGCAUCAAGUCUCAAAUUCCAAGCAAAAAAAUAAGAAACACAAAUCACGAUCAAACUCAGAUACCAAAACAAUACUAGGAAAAGGUCACAACGAGAGUACUGCUCUUGUGGGUGGACAUGAGGAGCGGUCACUUGUCAAAGUAGAGCCAUCGCAGCAAGUCACUCCUGUUCAUAUAGAGGAGAGUGAUAAUUAUUACCUUUAUUUGUACUAUCAAAUUUGUUUUCAACUGGCAAAGUGUCACUUUAAGCUUGGCCAGCUAAGUAAGGCCAUUUAUUAUUUGUAUCAUCAAUGCUCACAAUGUGAAAAUAUUACUGCCAAUCAAGAAUAUUCGACACUGAUACAAGAAGUUGAGAGAAUGAUAUAUUUUGACAAAAACAUUGAUGCAAACAAGAUAUCAGCUGAAGAUAUUGAAAAAUUUGUUAUAGAAAUUCAGCCUAUUCACUUUUUUUCACCUGCUACUAAUAACGGUGGCUACUCGGAUAACAAUUCUCAUCAUACAGCCAUGUUGUCUUCUUCCACCUCAACGUCGAGUGUGGGCUCAAGGAACGAUGACCACGUGGUCACCUCGCCUUCCAACAAUUUUUCCAUCUUUUUUUCUGUCUCCUCUCCAUACAGCAUCCACAAUGCAAAGCAUGCCUCAUUACCCUCCACCUAUAGUACAGAUAAAAGGAAUGAUUGGCAAUCAAUAUUUUUGAAAUAUCAAAAGAGCGUCUGUAAAUAG
Molecule: messenger RNA, 1173 nt
Organism: Naegleria fowleri
Lineage: Eukaryota; Heterolobosea; Eutetramitea; Acrasida; Naegleriidae
Exons: 1
Coding region: 1-1173 (390 amino acids)
Source: RefSeq, a predicted model, not a curated record